UAAUGACUGUAACUCUGGAGGGAAGACCCAUCAGCACAUAGCCUUUUGGGUUUUUUUAUGCUUCACCGGGAUCUAUCUAAUACACAUGCUCCGAACAUGAAAGCGGCUUGACAGUACAAACCGUUCCGUUGUGAGAAAGCAUAGAGUCUUAGUUAACAACUGACAAAAGAUCAUCACACACAUUUUCAUCUUGUUUGAAUAUAUCUUGACAAAUUUCAAGAGAUGACAGCGAUACUGAUGUGUAUGUUAAUCGAUCUACUACUUUUUUCAUCCAUCACAUUUUAUCCUAGAUGUUCUUCAAAAAAAUUAAUUUUUUUACACAGGAAAAUAAUCAGAAAAAACGUUCAAACUUUUACUUGGAAACAUAAUGAGGUAAUAACUACAAUAUUUAUUCACUUUUUUUGUAGAAAUUGGGUGAUAUAGAUCUCGAUUAUUGUCCCGAUGAUGAUAGUGUUCAAUAUCCAAUUGGUGGUCAGAUACCGAUUGAACAAUUAUCAAUUAUUGAAUUACAUGAUCAAGUUAAUAUCACUGCUAUUGAAAUUGUCGUUAAUAGACCGAACGAUGAUAUUAAAAAUAUAAAUAAUCAUGAUGAUAAUGAUAUUGUUUUACUUGGUGAUGAUAGAAGUUCAUUGUAUAUGUUUCAAAAAUCAAAAUCGACAAUCAUUCAAAAACGUGAAAUUUUAUCAAAUUAUUCACAAUCAGUCAUACUAUCAAUGAAAUUUAUGAAUAAAACAACUGGUGAACUUUUAAUAUUAACAAAUAAUGAAAUGAUAAAAGAAAAUUUAUUUGAAUGCGAUAAACAUCAGACAUGUAAUGAAUGUUCAAUGGCAAAUAAUUUUAAUUGUCAUUGGUGUUCAGAACAAAAUAGAUGUACAUCCAUAUUUCAAUGUCCAAGUAGUGUUAAUCAUCAUAAUAAUGAAUUCAAUAUGUGUAUGAAUAUUGAACAUGUCACACCAAAUACGAUUACAUUGAAUAAGUCGAGUUCAUGGAUUGAUAUUACACUUAGUUCGUCAUUAGAAUUACUUUUUCGAAAUGAUUUAUAUUUAUGUCAAUUUACAAAUGAAAAAAAUAUCAAUCAAUUAUUAACAACAGCUGUUUUAUUGAAAAAUAAUGCUCUCUAUUGUCCAACACCACUGUCAUAUAGUUUUAAUGGACAUACAUCUGAUAAUAAACCUCUUCAUAAAGUUCAAUUGUCGAUCUAUCAUAAUAAAACAAAGUCAACAUUUGGCUCCUAUCAAUUAACAUUUUAUAACUGUAGUGCAUUUCUAACAUGUUCAUCAUGUACAAAUAAUGUUAAAUCUUCUUCAUUAUGUUCAUGGUGUAUAACAACAGGAACAUGUAUUGAUAGUUCAUCAAUUUGUCAAAAUGAAUUAAAACGAACUAAAAUAUCAAUUUCAAAUCAAGAAGAUUGUCCAAUUAUGUAUUUUACUCAACAAUAUCGAAUUCCAUUUGAUAAUUUUGAAACAUCAAUUGAUAUUCAAAUUGAACAAUGUAACAAUAAUAAUUCAAUUAUUAAUUUACAAAAAAUCAAUUAUUGUAUGUUACGUGAUUUUAGAAAACGUUCAUCAUUAAUUACAAAACAAUAUAAAUUAAUUCAAGUAGAGACAAAUGGAGAUGAUUUAUGUUUAUUAACAUGUCGAUUUAAGUCAACUGAUUAUCAUCAACAACAACAACAACAACAUAUGUUAGCUCGUAAACCGUUAAAUUUAGAAUUAUCUUUAUAUUUGGCUAAUAAUUCACUAUUAAUACCAAAAUAUUAUUCAACAUCACAAAUUCAAAUGUAUAAAUGUGAAAAAAUGGCAUACAAUUGUUCAUUAUGUUUAAAUUUACAUGCAUCAUACAAUUGUGUUUGGUGUAAAAAUGGAUGUCAUCUGAGUGGAACAGUGUGUGAUAAAACAGUAACAAGACAACAAUUAUGUAUUCCACCUCAAAUUGAAACUAUUAAACCAAUUAAUUAUCCAACAAAUGGUGGUACAUUAGUGACAAUAACAGGAAAAUAUUUAACAACAAUAACAAAUGAUAGUCCAAUUGAUAUUCAACUAGCGGGUAUAAAAUGUGAAUUAAUUAGAGAAGAAUCAACUUCUCACAAAUUAAUAUGUCGUACUGGAGAUGCUGAACAAAAUAUCUCAGGUCCAAUUAAAGUGACAAUUGAUGAUCAACAUAGUAUUAGUGAUCAACAAGUAUCGUAUUUGAUGCCCAUUAUUGAAUCAAUUGAACCAUUGGCUGGUAUUCUCAGUGGUGGAACAAUAUUAACUAUAAUUGGACGAAAUUUUACUCUUGGUAAUCAAUUUGUAAUAAUAACAAUUGGUGAAAGUCUAUGUAAAAUAUUAGACAUAAAAAUAAAUAUUAUUCAAUGUCAAACAUUGUCAUUUGAACGUACGGGAAAUAAAUCGAUUACUAUCACAUUCGAUGAACAAACACAUAUUGUUUAUCAUCAACAAUUUUUUCAUGUUGUUCAUAAUCCUACUAUUGAUCUUGAUAAUCUUGUUCCCCAACAAAGUUUUGCUAGUGGUGGAAGACGAAUACAUAUAACUGGAACGAAUUUUCAUUUUCUUCAACAAAUUAAAAUGGAAUUUUCACUAGAAAAAGGAAAAUCAAUUGUUUAUGUAUCAUCCGUACAAUAUUUAAGUAAUUCAACGUAUCUUGUUUUCUUAACACCUUCCUAUAAUGAUUUUAAUUUAACAAGAUCAGAAUUAAAUCCACUAUUAAAUGUUAAUAUUAAACUUUAUAUCGAUGGUUAUAAUUUUACACAUCCAUCAUUUUUUCUUCAUUAUGUCAAUGAUCCAAUUAUUUAUGAAUUCGAACCACCACUGAUUCGUCCCUAUUCCAGUGAACUAGUGAUCUAUGGAAAUAAUAUGACAUUAAUCGGUCAUACAAUGAAUGAUGUUUUUGUACAUAUUGGAUGUGAGAUUUGUCCAAUUAUUUAUUUUUCAUCAGAUAAAAUAAUCUGUCGUCCACCGAUCAGUAGACCAGCAAAACGGAGUACAUCAAAGAACACGGAACGGUUGUGUUAUGAUUCGGAACAGCCGUGGAUUAUUGUUAGUAUUGACAACAUUCACUCACUUGUGGGAUAUUUACUCUAUCCAAGAAAGAUUAUUAUCUUAGGUGUUGUUAGUGGAUGUUUAUUAACAAUUUUGAUUGUUGUUAUCAUCAUCCUCAUAUUUAUUUGUUUAAAAAUGCGUUAUGAACAACAUAAGCAUCAAUGUAUUUACAAUGAUAACAGUAAUAAAAAGAAUAAAAAGUCAUAUAUUGAAUAUCGAAAAGGUGGUACAAAUUUAAUUUAUCAACAAGUACCAUUAAAACAGAGUAAUGUAAUUGAACCAAUCUACAGUCAAACAAUGUCUCCAAUUGUUUCAUUAUUACCAAUUCGUUCCUAUAUAUCCUAUUUACAAACAUAUUUUGUUCGAAAACACCAAUUAUUAAAUAAACCAUACUUUUCAUCAUCAUACGAUACUCCAAAACAUCUUAUAUAUUCACCAACAGAUGAUUUAAUUGAAAAUUUUCAAUUAUUUUUAAAAAAUGAACAGUUUCUAUUAUCAAUACUUCAUAUUUUGAGUGACGAUGAUAUUGGUGAUAAAUUAUUGAGUAUAAUUGUUUUAACACAAAGUGAAAAUAUUCAACAAUUUUUAAAAAUUAUUUUAACAUUUGAAAAUGAGAAAAAACGUCAUAAUUUAUAUUAUGAUAUAUACGCUUUAAUUAGCUAUGAUUAUUUAAAAAGUUAUGUGGCAAAUAUCUAUUAUCAAUUAUAUACAAUAUUAAAAUCAAAAAUGAACAGUGGACCAUGCGAUUCAAUUGAAAAUUUAUCCUACUAUACAUUAAAUGAUCGAACAUUGCUCAAAGAUACCACAAUUCCAUUUAAACAUGUACAAUUAUGUGUUCACAUUGAAUUAACAGAUGACAAAUCCUAUGAUUUCAUUCGUAUUCAAUGUAUCACAUGUGAUACAAUAACACAAGUCAAACAAAAACUCAUUGAUGAAAUAUUUCAAUGUUUACCCUAUUCAAAACGUCCAAAUUACAAUAAUUUUGAUCUAAUUUUAUUAACAACAAAACUAACAACUAAUACAUCAUCGUGUUCAUCUUCAUCGUCGUGUUCGUCCACAAAUUCAUCUUUACCAUUGACUCGUAAGGCAACAAAUGUCACAAAAAACUUUUGGUUUUCUCGAACUAUUACUAUACCACCUAAAAAUGAUCAACAUCAUCAUCACCAUCAUCAUCAACAACAACAACAACACCAACAACAACAAGAAUUCAUUGUAUUGAACGAUAUUGAUAAUACAAGUGAAACAAGUGGUCAUAUGAAAAAAUUGAACACAUUACAACAUUAUGGUAUCGUUCAAGAUGGAUACGAACUAAAAUUUCAAUUAAUUAAAAAUAAUGAUCAUACAUUAUCAAAAUAUGACAAACAUGACACUAGAAUGCUAAAAAAUGAAUUUAUUGAUACUAAAAUACCGUCACCAUUAAUAACUCGUACCAUAAAAUCAUUGACCAAUAAUCAUCAAUCACCGAAUAUUACUGCCAAUCGUUUAUCAUCACCAUGUCGUUAUUGUUCGCAUACAUUGUCUUUGAAUAAUGAGAAAAAAGAAUUUAGUUUUAAUUCUUUUUCAUUGACAUCGACAUCAACUGAACAAGAAAAUACUCGUCUAUUUCAUUUAUCAAAUCAUACAUAUGAAGAAAUUCAUGAUAGUCGUGAUUUAAUGCUUCGAAAUAGUGAUACAUGUCGAUUAUAUGAAACAAAAUUAUUAAUUAACGUCCAUUUAUUAACAUUAAUUGAAAAUAUUUUUGUUAACAGUGAUGAGUUUAUUCUUAAAUAUUUCAUUGGUGAUGAAUCGUUUAUUUAUGAGUUUUUUCAUCUUUUUUAUGCUCAUUUUAUACCGUUUAUUAUUCAUAGUUUAAAUUGUUUACUCGAUUUACAACCAAAUCCAUGUCUAGAAAGUUCAUUUGAAAUAAUUUCCAUUCUAAUUCAACUUGGAUGUUAUCCAACAGAAGGUCAUUUUUUUUGUUCAUUAUGUGAAAAUACGAGUAAUGAUGAUACAAAUAUGAAUAUUCAAAAUUGUACAUUAUUAUUUACUGACGAAAUUGAACGAAUUCGUCUAUUAUAUACGAAUAGUCAACGUCGAUUAAUAAACAAAUUGAGGAUGAAACAUAGUAAUCCUGACUAUUUUACAACAAAUAAAAUGUCAAAUGAACACCAUUUUGAACUUGAUCGAUCAGUUCUAAAGGAAUUGAUACAGUUUUCAUGUUCACAUGUCGAACAGAUUGUAAAUGGAAUUCAGCAUACAGAUCUUGUAUUUAAUUUUGUGACGUUUGUUGAAAUGUGUCGAACAAAACCGUCAUUAUCAGUGAACAAAGUUUUUUAG
Didymodactylos carnosus is the source of this 5357-nucleotide messenger RNA. The record is from the annotation of a GenBank genome assembly. NCBI's taxonomy places the organism in Eukaryota, Metazoa, Rotifera, Eurotatoria, Philodinida, Philodinidae.